AUGACUGCCCUCGUCAACCGUACCCCAACAUUCCUCGCUGAACCACAAUGGCUCUCAACACCGUUCGAAGCCCAUCCCAAGUCCGCAGUUGACCAGCUCUUCGACAGUCUCGCCCUGCUGCCUUCUCUCCUCGCGCGUGCCGACCGCGUUCUGGCGCAAGAACACACCAUCACCCGCCGCCUGAUGGCACAGGACUUACUCAACAACUGCCUAGACCUAGAGGUAGAACUCGGCAGGUGGUACACCACGCUCCAAGUCUCACCAGCAUCCGGAAUCAGCCAACCCCUAUUCUGGCUUUCCAACCAACCCUCAACAGCACCCCACCCCUACCACCUCCCCAACCCCCUCACCUUCCGCGACGCCCACACCGCGCUAGCGCUAUCCUACUACUGGACCGCACUGGUGCUCUUCUACCCAACCAUCUGGCGCCUCUAUUUCGCCGCCGUCAUCGACCCCGUCACAGCCUACGAUCACAGCACCACCACCAACACCGCCAACGCCAGCACCGCCACCACCACAACCGGCUACCCAAGCCCACCAACCCAUCCCCAUCACCACCACCACCACCACCACCACCAGCAAAACCUCCUCGAACCCACUGACCUCCCCCUCCCAACCCGUCUGCAAACCCUCGACCCGAUGCGGUACUCGCUGCCGCGGGUACGUGAUGCCGCGGCCGACGUGUGCCGCGCGCUCGAGUUCGUCCUGGCAGACCCAUCACCAUCAUGUGCGCAGCCCGACUUGCUGUGGCACGCGCUGUUUGUGGUGGGGCGGUUUUUUGGGGAGUUGGGCGGUGUUGGAGUUGGUGUGGGGGUUGGUGUUGGUGUUGGGUUUGGGGGUCAUAUGAAUGCGGGGUUUGGGUUGGAGGUGGGGAUGGGUGCGGUUGGGAUGCCGGGUGUUGGGGAUGGGGGUGUCGAGUUGGUGUGGUGUGAAGGGUUUAGGGAGAGGUUGGUGGCGAGGGGGAGGGAGAUGCGGGAGGGGGUGGUUGCGCGGAGGUGGGUUGACCUGGCUUCUUUUUGA
This is a messenger RNA of Chaetomium globosum CBS 148.51, 1020 nucleotides long. RefSeq lists its product as uncharacterized. The record is from RefSeq and is a predicted model, not a curated record. The transcript has a single exon. Lineage: Eukaryota; Fungi; Ascomycota; Sordariomycetes; Sordariales; Chaetomiaceae. Bases 1 to 1020 code for a protein of 339 amino acids.